UUAACUAUAGAUAAUUUUGGAAACAAAGAAAAAAUUACUGAUAACAUUGAUAAAGACAGUUUAAAAAACUUAUCACAAGAUUCAAUAAAAUUCGCAAAGCAGUUUGUAAGAAUAACACUAAGGGGAAAACUUGGUAGAACCGUCAGUGUUUUAUUAUGCCCGAUGUGUGUAAAAGCUAUUGAACUUAUUAUAAACUUUAGAGGUGAGGCUGGAAUAGCUGAUGGAAAUAAAUACAUUUUCUGCAAACCAUCCAGUUCAACGUUAUCAAAAAAGUAUCACAGAGCUUGCCCUUUAUUAGCAAAAUUUUCUGAAGAAUGCGGUGCAAAAAUUCCUGAAAGCCUUAGGGGUACUACACUACGUAAGCAUAUAGCUACAUAUACCUCAUUACUUAAUGUUGAAGAGGCAUCGGUCGAUAGGCUGGCGAAUUUUAUGGGUCACCACAAAGAUAUACACAAAACAAUAUACCGAAUGUCCGUUCCAGUGGCAGAAAUUACUUGUGUAUCCAAACUCUUAAUGGCAGCUGUAGGCGAUGAAGAUGAAAUGGAAGAUGAAUAUGGGGAUGAUGAAAACGUUGAGGAGGAGGAGGAAGAGGGUGAAGUUGUAGUUAACGAUAGUAUAGAUAAAGAUAAUUCGGAAAUUUCAUUAGAAAACAGUCACACAUCGAAAUCGUCAUCGAGCAAAAAACGUAGAAGCACAUCACCUUUCGGCAAAACCAAAAGAACCAGGUGGAACUCGGAGGAAAAAGAUGCAAUAUAUUCAAUAUUUGGAGAUUUAAAAGAUUUAGAAAGACUACCAAAUCUUAAGGAAUGCUUAAAAGCCAUUCAGACAUCGUCAGCACUUAAGAAUAGAACGCCACAACAAAUAAAAACUUGGAUAGACAAUCAAAGGCGGUACAAAAUGGACUAACUUACAAUUAAAGUGUAUUUUCGCAGAAAUUCUACGAUGACUGGCGAUAUUUUUGAAGGAAAACUAAAUUCCUAUAUGAUUUGUCUAGUGUACCAUGGAUCCUAAUCGCUAUAUUUGUCGAAAUUUAAUACAAAAUUUAUAUAACAAAAAUAUAAAAGAAUAAAGUGUGAACACUUUUAUAGAAAAUGUAAA
Messenger RNA from Calliphora vicina (urban bluebottle blowfly), 1098 nucleotides. RefSeq lists its product as uncharacterized. Lineage: Eukaryota; Metazoa; Arthropoda; Insecta; Diptera; Calliphoridae. The record is from RefSeq and is a predicted model, not a curated record. The coding region runs from base 163 to 906 and encodes 247 amino acids. The transcript has 3 exons.